ACCAUUUCUGCAGGACUCCAUCUUGCAGGAUCUGAAAGAUGCUGCUGAGGUGGAAGAAACACUGAAGCGAAUUCAGAGCCAAAAAGGAGUGCAAGGAAUUAUUGUUGUUAAUUCUGAAGGUAUUCCGAUCAAAAGUACUAUGGACAACUCCACAACAAUUCAGUACGCGGGCCUCAUGCACAGCUUCAUCAUGAAGGCAAGGAGCACUGUGCGAGACAUUGAUCCCCAGAAUGACCUCACAUUCCUGCGGAUCCGCUCCAAGAAAAAUGAAAUCAUGGUUGCACCAGAUAAAGACUACUUCCUGAUUGUCAUCCAGAACCCAACUGAAUGAUUACACUGACUUGGUCUGGUUUUUUUCCCUUUGCCCAACUCUUUUUUUACUUUAAUGGUAAAGAAUAGAGCGUUAGUGUUAACUCUGCUGUGCCACUUCAGUAAUGUCUGGAAAAACAAAAGCAGGUGUUUUUGUUGUUUACAAACAGAAAAAGUGGCUUUUUUUUUUUGUAUCACAAGUUGUUUUGUGGAGGAGUUGGUGAAUUAGAAUCAGGCAGUAAAAAAUGCAACAGAUUCUUUUAAUAGUUAAGAAGAUAAUAUAAUAAAGUUCUAAUAAUGUUCUAAAAAAUACUA
Molecule: messenger RNA, 624 nt
Organism: Cariama cristata (Red-legged seriema)
Lineage: Eukaryota; Metazoa; Chordata; Aves; Cariamiformes; Cariamidae
Gene: DYNLRB1
Product: dynein, light chain, roadblock-type 1
Exons: 4
Biological process (GO): microtubule-based movement
Cellular component (GO): cytoplasmic dynein complex; centrosome; cytoplasm
Molecular function (GO): dynein intermediate chain binding
Source: RefSeq, a predicted model, not a curated record